GUUGAUGCUGAAAGUCAGUGAUGUCCUUACUUUCAACUGCAUUUGAAUUUAAAUUUGAUUUAUAUGAAUACACAUGAACAAAUCAAGCAUAUUAAAAUGAACAGACUUAAAGUAUGACUAUGCAACUUUGGUGGCAGUUAUGGUUUAAUGCUAAAUGCUAAAAAUAGCAGUAGGACAAGUAGAACAGCUUCAUAUAGUCAGUCAUGUCAGUUACACAGCAAUACCUAAUUAAGAUUUCCACUAACUUGAGUCACAAUCAGCUACUAGUCACACUAAACCAGUUAAGUCUUCUUUAGGUAGAACUAACAGAACUAACACUGGCUAUGUCAUAAUAUAGCUACAACUUAAAACUUACAAUUUAAACAAUGAAUUUAUUAGAGUAUUAGAGUAUUUCAAGUUUACAUUGUUGCAUUUUUGAAAAUGUGAAUAAUAUUCCCACGCUUACUGAAAGUACUUAGAUUACAGGAAAUCCACUGUGUGAGGUGUGACAUCACGCUUUCUGUUCAUAGCACUCAAAAGACACACCUUUCUUCAUACAUGCACUUCCGUUUGUAAAAUGAAGAAAUAUAUCUGAGAGAUACCUUGGCAUUUCUUCACUGGCUGGCUAAAGUUUAAGUCAUCCAGCAAAUGUCUAUAAUGUCUGAAGGAAGGAACACUCCUACAGGGAAUUUAAAGUAUAAGCUCACACCCAAUCACACAUACAGACACGUACACGCAGGCAGGCACAAGAGCUAUUAUGUAAUGAAAAAAUUCCUGCUUGACUUGCAGUCAUAGAGGUGGAGCUUGUCAUGAGUUUCAAGGAAAGAGAAAGACAUUUGUAGAAGUGCUUGCUUUCAUUGACGGAACUCAGCUGUCUGUCUACCGUGGGCACGUUAUACUGGUAGGUUCAAUUACUAUUUUGUUUGUGUGAGUGUCCUGCUAUGAGCUGUGAUCUUUGUAGGAUGACAUGCACUAAUAUCUGUGUGUUAUUUAAGGCAGGAUAUAAGCUAUAAUAAUACAUUUACAUAAUUUAUUACUUUUUCUAAUAAAUUAACACAACAAUGGCUGUAUUGUAUCAAAAUUAAGAGUAUUUGACUUUGAUCUUGAUAGUGUGCUUUCAUUCAUUUGUUUUCUCUUAAAUCUUUUCCUUUGGUUGGUUAUCUGUAUUGUCUUUUUUCUCAUUAAACAGCUUAAAAUUAUGUUGAUGCUAAAGGAUGUAAAGGAGCUGUAGUUGUAGUUAUUCUGUGAAUCAGUAAAUAGGUUUUCAAAUGCUAUCCUGGGAGAAGUGCAAGAAAAAUACAUUAUGUUAUAUAAGAAAUGUAUUGGAAUAAGCAAGCUUGCAUUGCAUUUUAUUAUUCCUGCUGAUAACCUCAUUGAUUAUCACAUCUGUACGUAUGCCAUUUAUCAGGCCUGCAUAUAAUAAAGUGUUUAUGAUAAAGAUCAAAGUGCAGGAGACUGUCACACAGCAGCUGACUGCAGUCACGUUGCAUUUCAAGACUUCAGCCUGUAAUUUGUUUUACAUUGUGGUAAACUUGGAUGAAAUUUCAACAAAAUGUUUGUGCAUAUUAAGAACACAACUUUUUUUUCUAAAAUUACAUUGUGAUGCUUUUUACAGAUGGACCAAAAUGGUGCCUGAACUGCUGGGGUGCAGCUCAAAACAGCUGCUUUUCUUCAGAUGCUUCAGAUGCAACCACAUUUCUACUUUCAUCACAGAGUGAAACCUUUGGUUAAACUUUUCAACUGACAACAAAAUGAGUCAGUCAGACAAUCAAUACACAAAACUGCGAUGGUUAUUAACCAUCGUUGGACUGUUCUUGUAUGUGGUGGACAUUUGGACAGACAUUGGACUGGCUCUGAAAUAUUUUCGGGAUAAACAUUUUGUGUGGACUGGACUGACUCUAGCGUUUGUUCUGGCUGGGCUGCUGGUGACGCAGAUCUUCAGUUAUGCCUGGUACAGGGAUGACAUGAAUAAUGUUCUGAUAAACCCAGAGGGAAAACCAACCUUAUCAGGCAUAUCCAAAGGUGGACUUGCUGUCCUGCACCUGUUUGGUGUGGGCAUCUUCACCAGGUAUUGUCAGCUGCUGAAACAAGGGUUCAAAGUGCUUUGGAAGACAAGAAAUGACCAUACAGGGGAUGUGCACUACAAACUGUUUUGCAUGGCUACUGAUCUGAGCAUGCUCAAACUGUUUGAGGCUUUCCUGGAGAGUGUUCCCCAACUGCUUCUACAACUGUACAUAGUGCUGGGCCAUGCAGAGUGCUCAGUCCUGCAGUAUUUAUCUAUGACAUUCUCCUUCUUUAACAUUGCCUGGGCCCUGGUGGACUAUCGUCGCUGCCUUCGCAGAUCCCUCCGCCAUGUCAAGGAGAUGCCGUCUGGCCUCCCCACAGCAAUAUACCUCCUCUACAAACUCUUCACCAUCACCAGCCACAUCUUAAGCUACACCCUCCUCCUCAUACUGAGCACCUACACAACAAUAGCCCUCACCGUCCUCUGGCUGCUAGGAACAACCUGGACACACUGUCUUCAAACCAACUUCUGCUCAUCCAGAGGCCUUGAGCUACUGUACCGAGCGGUCAUCGGAGUCAUACUCACGUUCACCUUUUUCAACGUCAAAGGACAGAACACCAAAGUAGAAAUGAUCAUCUACUACUUCUUUUAUUCUCUUAUGCACAUUAUGGCUCCUUUAUUGCUGUUUUUUUUUAAGCCAGAGUUGCAGUCAACCACGUUUCUGCUCACAGUCAGUGGUUUAAUCUGUGGAGGCACGGUGCUGGGACUGGUGUGUCUCGUGCUCUAUUACCUCCUCCUGCAUCCCAGAGGGACACAGCGGGAGGCAGAUGAGGUGGAUGGCCUAGGAAAUGAAACAGAGACCACACUGAGAAUAAGUAACUUUUUACAGCCUUGAUAAAAAUCUAUUUCCAAUCUUGGUUGUGGAGGACAGAGAGAAAAAGAUACACACUUUCUGGAAAUCUGAAAAUACCUAACAAUUUGAUGAAGAAAAGACUGAAUAGAGCCUGUUCAGAGAGAUGUUAUCUUGAUAUUGUGAUCGGUAUUAUACUACAUUUUAAUGCUGCUAUCGAGUUAUCUUACCAUGAAGUUUACUUUGUCAAUACUGACACAAAUGGCACCCUAAGAAAUUAAGUGCAAUAUUAAAUGACCUGUUAUUUAUUCAAGACCAUCCAUUAAUAAUGCAAGACCAUCCAUUAAUAAUGCAUUGUAAUAAAAUUAUGUUAUAUAUAUUUUUUGUGUUAGACAUAUACAUUUAUGUAAGAACA
Molecule: messenger RNA, 3249 nt
Organism: Morone saxatilis (striped sea-bass)
Lineage: Eukaryota; Metazoa; Chordata; Actinopteri; Moronidae
Gene: xkr9
Product: XK, Kell blood group complex subunit-related family, member 9
Exons: 3
Coding region: 1731-2879 (382 amino acids)
Biological process (GO): phosphatidylserine exposure on apoptotic cell surface; engulfment of apoptotic cell; apoptotic process involved in development
Cellular component (GO): plasma membrane
Source: RefSeq, a predicted model, not a curated record